ACACCUCCCAAAGUCAACUUCCACCAAAAAAAAAGGUCAUGGUUGCUGUUUGGUGCUCUGCUGGUGGUCUGAUCCACUACAGCGUUCUGAACCCUGGCUUAACUAUUACAUCUGAGAAGUAUGCUCAGCAAAUAGCUGAGAUGCAUCAAAAACUGCAAUACCUGCAGCCAGCAUUGGUCAACAGAAAGGACCCAAUUCUUCUCCACGACAGUGCCCCACCACAAGUUACACAACCAAUACUUCAAAAGUUGAAUGAAUUGGGCUACGAAGUUUUGCCUCAUUCACCAUAUUCACCUGACCUCUUGCUAGCUGACUACCAUUUCUUUAAGCAUCUCAGUAACAUUUUGCAGGGAAAACACUUCCACAAUCAGCAGGAUGCAGAAAAUGCUUUCCAAGAGUUUGUCCAAUCCCAAAGGACAGAUUUUUAUGUUACAGGAAUAAACCAAGAGGAGAAAAUGUAGACGCAAAGAGAAUAGCAUGUUCAAAAACCACAGAGCUGGCAAAUGGCAGAUCCAGGAUGUAAACCC
Messenger RNA from Symphalangus syndactylus (siamang), 527 nucleotides. RefSeq names its product histone-lysine N-methyltransferase SETMAR-like. The record is from RefSeq and is a predicted model, not a curated record. Lineage: Eukaryota; Metazoa; Chordata; Mammalia; Primates; Hylobatidae. Gene Ontology annotation, molecular function: DNA topoisomerase binding; double-stranded DNA binding; histone H3K4 methyltransferase activity. Gene Ontology annotation, biological process: DNA integration; mitotic DNA integrity checkpoint signaling; double-strand break repair via nonhomologous end joining. Gene Ontology annotation, cellular component: condensed chromosome; nucleus; site of double-strand break.